AUGAAUCAAGUGGUUGGCGUCAAAAUUGGAAAUCUGACGAACCUCGUCAACAAAGCAGCAGUGAUUGAGCGGACAUUGAAGAUCAAUGCAGAGUACUUAAACCAAAAGAAGAGACGUGCCCCACAAGGAAGUCAGUAUGGGGGACAUUCUCACGACCACAACAAGAGAAGAUUCAACCCAACCGUUGGGAGAAACAUAGCCCCUCAGCAGCCUAAUCAACAUGGAAGAGGUGGUCAAUUUCUUACGUGUCAAACUUGUGGAAAGAUGCAUUCUAGGAGAUGUCGAGUAAGAAAGUUAGUUUGUUACCGAUGCGGUGAACCAGGGCAUUUCGCUAAGGAUUUCAAAGCCCCUACCAACAUCCCAACUAAUCAGAACCGCCAACAGGGACAACAGAACACUACACCUGCACGUGUAUAUGCUUUGACACCGGGAGAUACUACAGCAUCAAACGAGGCAGUGACAGGUACACUUUUGAUUGCAUCUUGCAAAUGCACUGUUCUUUUUGACUCAGGGGCAACACAUUCAUGUAGACCUAGCAGUAGCUACUCCUCUAGGGAAAAUAGUAGUGAUGAGAAUCAACAAGCACCAUUAAAGGAUCCAUUGCAUGUUCCAGUUGGGCCUAUUGCUAGAGCAAGAUCCAAGAAGAUCAAAGAAGCACUUAAUGGGCUGAUUAAAGAGAUUGGGGGUGAUUCUAAAAUGGGGCAUUCCAAGCCUGGCCCAGAGGAAGAUGAAGGCAUGAGUGGGUUUGACGUGAUCCUGGCUAUGGAUUGGUUGUCCAUGUACCAUGCUUGUGUUGAUUGUUUCUGCAAGGAAGUGGUGUUCAAAACCCCGGCAGGGGCAAAAUUCAAAAUUCAAGGGAAUCGGCGUCACAAUUUACCCAAGUUGGUAUCAGCAAUGCAGGUGACUCGGCUAUUGAAGCAAGGGUGUUCAGGGCUUUUGGCUUGUGUGACAAAAGAAGCACUCGAGGCAAAACUUGAGGAGAUACCCAUCGUGCGUGAAUUUGUAAAUGUAUUUCCUGAAGUACUACCUGGAUUACCUCCUGAUAGAGAGAUUGAAUUUACCAUAGACUUAUUACCAAGCACGGGACCUAUAUCCAAAGCACCCUACAGGAUGGUGUCACUUGAACUCAGAGAGCUAAAAGGGCAGCUGCAAGAACUCCUAGACAUAGGAUUUAUUCGUCCAAGUGUAUCCCCUUAA
This is a messenger RNA of Alnus glutinosa, 1197 nucleotides long. RefSeq lists its product as uncharacterized. The transcript has 3 exons. Lineage: Eukaryota; Viridiplantae; Streptophyta; Magnoliopsida; Fagales; Betulaceae. The coding region runs from base 1 to 1197 and encodes 398 amino acids. The record is from RefSeq and is a predicted model, not a curated record. Gene Ontology annotation, molecular function: nucleic acid binding; zinc ion binding.